This is a messenger RNA of Amoebophrya sp. A25, 4208 nucleotides long. The record is from the annotation of a GenBank genome assembly. Lineage: Eukaryota; Dinophyceae; Syndiniales; Amoebophryaceae.
AGUGGCUCUAGAGAACAUAUAGUUAAUAAGAUUAUUCAUCGUUGUUCCACUAGGUACACUAAAAAUAUAAUAUCUCACAAGACACAACUUCAUGACUAGGCAUUGGCGGAAGUAAUGUCGAACCGCCUACCCCGCAUUGGGGGUUGUGCCGGCAAGGGCACGCGGCGCAUCUUCUAGCAGACACCUCUACCGAUACCGGAGGGCGUUCUCAGUGACAAACGAUCGGUGUCAAGUUGCCGAGAUUUGGAGUAAGAACGCUGUUUCGGUUCGAUAGCUGGUUGGUAGGACGUCGAUCGCGGAACAUGCUGUGACACUCGUAUCACGAAUCACUAUCACACGCAGUUUUCCCGAAGUUUUUGAAGAAAUAGCCAGCGCAGUUGCGGUCACAGCAAGUACUUGCACCGACCUGUACCAUUUGCGCAGUUGAGCUGGUAUAGCUCUUUGCGAUUCAUUUCCAUCGACGGUGUGAAUGCUAAGUCGGUUGGUCAUCUGCUUUGAGUGCAUCAACGUCAACGCGUUUUUGACCCACUCCUAAAGCCUGGAGCCGUUUGCGGUCUUAGCAGCGAUACCGCAGUCUACGCAAACAACAGAUAGAGGCUUUUUCGGCGCUCUAUCAUCACCAAGUUCGCAACUACAGUUGUUGCACAAGACAAAGAAGACCAUCUUCAUACACAGUAACGUCAUCCUAGAAUCCUCACAACAUCGUUAAGCUAGAAGUAGGGCUACAAAAUGGGAAAGAAAGGAAAGGGAAAGAAACUCUCCCCCGAGGAGAAGGCUCGGGAGGAGGCGCUAGCUGCUGAGGCUGCCGAAAGAAGGGAACUGCAGGUGAAUUUUUACUUUUCAUGGAUGUAGUACUAGAUUGUUUUGUCAUCAUUUGGAGUAGUCCGUAUUGUUUUGGUCUAGAAAUUCAGAGUAGAUUUAGGGUAAGGGUGGUUUGAGGUUCUCUCUGUAUUUUUCUUGGUGCAUUCCUUUGUACUCUGACUCAUUCAACAUACACGACAACUCAUUUUUGCAUAAUAUUGUUCCUACAAACGGAAACCUUUUUCACGACACUAGUUGAAAGCGAAGCGGCUGAAGGCAGAAUGCGAGGGAGAGGAGCGAUUAUACAACACUUUCCUCCAAGAGAGGGAGAAAGUUAAUUAUUUUUGGAUAGUCGAGAAGAAAACUCUAGCGGAGAAGCAAGCGGAGCUAAGGAAUCAGGAACGGCAACUGCAAGAUCAGGAGGAACGACAUCAAAUUGAGCUGAAAAUGUUUCAGCAGCGAUUGAAACAUCUCAGGUGAGCGGGAUCGUUUUUCUCGGUUUUGUUCAUGGUGGAAAUUGUUGUGGUUUUUUGGUCUACAACAAGUGUCGGCCGCCUCUCCGUCCUCCACAAGUCUAGUUCCAACGAAAUUCUCAGAAAAUACAACCACAGGUAUCACGAGCAAGACGAAGUAGUGGAGUUGAAGCAGCAGAACGAGUAUAAGCUCAAGUUGCAAGAGGACAGGCACCGACUAGCGGAAGCUGAACUGAGGAAAGACAAAGCGGCGAUAAAAAAGGAUAGCCGGACGCAGGAGGUGCAAGUGGAGGAAUACAUACGUACUCCUACAACUUUAUAGGAAUGAAAGGGAAGACAAGGAAAAGGAUAACGUUGUUUCAUUGCAGUGUUGUCAGUGAAGUUUUGGUUUUUUAAUAUUGUUGCCUUUGGAUGCACUUGAAUAUGAAUGAUAUCGUGAGAUUCUUGGUGAAGUCUAGUCAUCACGAUAGGAUAGUGAGCAAUAUUUUGAAAUUCAAAAUCAGGUUCAUUGAAGCUCAUGCAGGAUGGGAAGAUAGGGGCAUUACGGUUAGAGUUUGACGAGAAAGCUCGUGAUCUUCAGGCGCAUGCCGCUCAGAAAAUGAAGUCUAUUAGGGACGAAAUGGAGAAGCAACGAAUAAACGAGCGAACAGCACUAGAAGACGCGAUGCAUGCACACAUAGCGAGGUGUAUGGCCCAAAACGCUAAGGACUUCCACGAAAUCAAGCUCUAUUACGGCGAUAUCACCUCUAGCAACCUGGAACUCAUCAAAAGGUACUUAUUGAUUCCAGUACCCAUUUUUAGUAUAUCUGCUCCUGCUGGUAAGUUACCGAACAACAUUUUCUUGAUCAUUGAGGGAUUUCUUUGCUAUUACUGGAUAAAUAUGAAUAUGAUGCAGCGCUCUUGAAUUUGUAAUGCUGGCUUAUAAUUGUUGUGAAAACGAUGAAAAACAAGGUUGAAAGAGGAGCACGCGGAGUUAAAGAAGCGUGAGAGUUCCGAUGCGAAGCAGAUGUAUGAUCUCCAGCAAAAGAAUAAGCAGCUCGCGGAACCCCUUAAACGGGCUCAACAGGAUGUCGAGAGGCUGCAGGAAGAGGCCCAACUCUAUGCGCAGGACCGCAAGAAACUAGCAAAUAUCAAAGCGAAGAUAAAAGAGCAGGAAACAACGUUAGGGACACGGGCGUUUCAGACAGAAGUACACCUUUAUUGUUCUCUAUCCGUGCGGCUGUGGGUAGUUGAUGCGUCGGCUAUCAUUUCCAGCAUGGAAUCAAUAGAGACUACAUCUCUAAUUUAAGAUUUUGCUUUUUGUUUCUUGUUCUAGUUAGGUGCUCCACCACUUCUCUGAUAAUAUUCAGCGUAGGAGAGUCUUUCUUUGGUCGUUGCCCUGUGUUUGUUGCUCUUUACCAGGACUUCGCAUUCACAGAUCUUCUCCACCGAUUUUACCUUGAGGUUCUUUUGCAGCAGACAGAUCGGGUAGAAAAGGAAAGGGACGACUUGUAUCGAAAAUUUUCCGACUGUAUCUACCAAGUGCAACAGCGAUCUGGAUUGAAAAACUUCUUGCUCGAAAAGAAGAUGACAACACUGGGAGAUCAACUCGAGAUCACCGAUGCAGAGGUACUAUCUCUAUCGCCUACUUGUUUUAUUUUUCCAGGUCCACAUCAAACUGGACAAAUGGGGCAUCUUGUCCCAUUUUCUAGUUCUGACACUCUACAUCCUUCUUUCGCUUCACAAAGCUUGGGUUGUAAGUUCUCUCCUACUUGUAGCUGCUUCCUCAAUGGCUAAUGCGUCUUGCGCUAGUUGAUUAACUCUACUACAGAGCAAGGUGUGCAGCCUUACCCGCUGUCUCACCCACUCCACCAGGUCUCAGAGCUGGUAGCCUCGACGGGACAGGAGCCGGGUGUCGCGUCCAAGAUGGAGGAAUUAGUACGACACAAAAACGAUACGAUAGCAGAGCUGCAUACCGAACUUCAGCGCAUAAGAGAGGCGCACACAAAGAUGACAGAGGCAUACGAGUCAAAGCUCGCUGCUUACGGCGUGCCUGUAGAGGAGCUUGGCUUCAUCCCUGCUUGAGCAACCUGGGGUUUCGAGUUUGCCUGCAGGGGAGCUUGGCUUCAUCCCUGCUUCUGGUUCUGGUGCGAAGCCCUGUUCCUUCUUCUUAGACCUGAGGUUUCGAAAUUUGGAGUGCAACUUUGCUCUUAUGCUUUUUGAAGUUUUCUGCCGUUCGUUGUGCACUAAGUUGUCUGUUGUCUAGAAGUAUCUACUCGUGGUUGUAUACUAGAAUAAUUUAUAGAACGGAUGUAGGAUGGACUUGGAUGGAUCGGAUGGACCCCCCUAAAUCUUCCGAUCCUACUUGAAACGAUGGGAAGCCCAUCCGCUCCAUCCGAUCCAUCUCCUCCCGGAUCUGCCACCCCUAUAAAUCAUUCUAGGUAGUAUAGUACUCCUCGUGUUGCGUGGCAGUUCGCAGGGGUGCGCAACUGCUCAUGUCAUGUUCUUAAAGAUCUUACAGUCGACGUUGUUUAUGCUUUUAUUUUGAUUUUCUCUAAGUAACGCUUAUUACGCAAGUCCAGAGUAGUUAACUCCUUUCAUAAUUGUGCCUGAUAUCAACACUAGGAAAUUCAUCAAUCAGUUAAGCAGUUGUGGUGCUGCAAGAGCGCGACAGCCACUGGUUUGCUAAAGCAGUUAUUCACCGUAUCAAAUCUAGAGAUUCAUUUGUGUAAGUUUACUGACGCGAAGUUUGGAAGAUUAUAUCCCGAUGGGGACAAUAAAUUAAGUGAAGAUACGUUACGAAGCAAUCUACAGCCCAUACCCAACCACUCGGGCUCUUGGGGUGUGAAAAUGCAUUCUGUCAAUGAUAUUUUCGUGUAGUAGCUUCUAGAUUUGCGUUCGCGAACCUAGAAGAUUCGCGAAAAGCUAGAAGGACUAUUUUUUCUAGUACAGCAC